Cynoglossus semilaevis (tongue sole) is the source of this 1025-nucleotide messenger RNA. RefSeq names its product troponin I, fast skeletal muscle-like. Gene Ontology annotation, biological process: cardiac muscle contraction; skeletal muscle contraction. Bases 176 to 691 code for a protein of 171 amino acids. Gene Ontology annotation, cellular component: troponin complex. The transcript is spliced from 7 exons. The record is from RefSeq and is a predicted model, not a curated record. NCBI's taxonomy places the organism in Eukaryota, Metazoa, Chordata, Actinopteri, Pleuronectiformes, Cynoglossidae.
CAUUUCCAUAAAGAGGAUGGGGGUGAUCUGCUGAGGCAACGCUGCCCACCAUAUAUACCCUAUUUCAUUUUUCACUGUCUGAGUUUCUUUGGCAGUGACUUCUUUUCAUCCACCCAGUGUGUCUUGUCCUCUGUCCUCUUCUUCCUCUGCCUGAAGACCUCAAAAAACAGCCAAGAUGUCUGAGAAAAAAUUGACCUCGAGCCGCAGGCACCACCUGAAGAGUCUGAUUCUUCAGAUCGCUCAGAACUGGAUCGCAACAGAGAAGAAAGAGGCCAUUGCAGCAAAGGAGGCCUACAUGGCCGAGAAGUGCCCACCCCCUGACCUGAGUGGGGACCAGGCUGCUCUCAUGGAAACAUGCAAGAAGCUCCACGCUCUCAUCGACCAGCUCGAUGAGGAGAGAUACGACGCUGAGGGCAAGGUGCAGAAGGCCGACAAGGAGAUUGAAGACCUGAACAUCAAAGUCGUGGACCUGAGGGGUGUGAAGAAACCCGCUCUGAAGAAGGUCCGUAUGUCCGCCGACUCCAUGCUGAAGGCUCUGCUGGGCUCCAAGCACACGGUCAACAUGGACCUGAGGUCCAACCUGAAGCAGGUGAAGAAGGAGACAAAAGAAGAGCCUACAGAAGCCGUCGGCGACUGGCGUAAGAACAUUGAGGACAAGGCAGACAGGAAGAAGAUGUUCGAGUCUGCCUAAACCCGCCUCUGCUCUUUGUCUGUCUGUUUACAUGAACUCCACGUGUCUGCAUCUGUUGGUUGAACCCGUUGGUUUGUUAAAAUGUGGGUCAGGUUGAGGAGCAGGUUAGCCGUCGGUGAAGGGUCACUGUUUGGGUGACAGAAGGUUCCUUUUUCUUUUUUCUUUUUUUUUUUUGCACUUUGUUUUUGUCUAUAGAGGAGGAGAAGAGUGGAGGAUGAAGAGUUUCCGCAGGUUCACGCACCAACACACACAAAACCCAAGUCUUAAACCGCACACAUUCAGGGAAACACUGGCACCAACGAACCACGCUGAUGAAAUACAAUAAAGUCUGUUG